AUGGCUGCUGUACUAGCUCUCUUCCUUGAGCUAGGCGUCGCCUGCCAUGGAUUCAUGGAGAGCUCCUACCAAAUAAAGGCGGCGUUUCCCUUCUCCCCUCGCUGCGUCGGCAAUCGAAGUCGGCGCCUCAGCAGCGGCCAGCAGUGGAGCAGAGGCUAUUCAACAUCCCAACCAGCAAAGCCUCCACCGCUCGAGCACAUGCCCAACCGCCUACAUCUGCCUAGCGUGGCCUUCGUCGUCACAGAUGACGGUGUAGGCGGCGACCUUGUUGGUCGUUGCGUCGGCGAGAUCCACGGCAACGGCGAACUGCUUCGCGUCCUCCACACCCGCGGUAGCUGCGGUCUCUCCCUUGCCGGUGGUGGACACGAGUUCCACCAUGUUGGCGAUGGUGAAGGAGCGCCUAUCCCCUGCGGUCUCGACGACUUCGCGGCAUCCGCAGCCGCGAUGUUCGAUGCGGCCCAGUGUGGUGGGGCCCUGCACCUGCACUCUGGAUGGAAACAUGGAAGUGGCGAAGCUUCGUCUGGUGUUCGGGUUGACCGCCGAUUCUUGGUCCUCAGAUUUAAUAUCAGGAGAAGCGGCGCUAGCCCGGUGAAGCUCAAACAAGAUUUACGGCUUAAGAUCUCAAAUCCUCGUAGACACAGGCUAAUUAGACAGUCAAGGAGAGUGCACCAAUGA
Molecule: messenger RNA, 675 nt
Organism: Miscanthus lutarioriparius
Lineage: Eukaryota; Viridiplantae; Streptophyta; Magnoliopsida; Poales; Poaceae
Source: the annotation of a GenBank genome assembly